Alosa sapidissima (American shad) is the source of this 1991-nucleotide messenger RNA. RefSeq lists its product as uncharacterized. The coding region runs from base 181 to 1524 and encodes 447 amino acids. The transcript has 2 exons. NCBI's taxonomy places the organism in Eukaryota, Metazoa, Chordata, Actinopteri, Clupeiformes, Clupeidae. The record is from RefSeq and is a predicted model, not a curated record.
AAAUCAGGCUCAUGUUGCCAGUGUGGGUGUAUUUCCUGGAAGGGAUUGACAUAGCAGGGCUCGUUUUGGUUCAUUGUUCAGAUGCUGGACACUGGCAGCACACACAGUUGACCUGCCUCCACCACACAUCACCUCUGGUCCUCUAAGAGACACACAGAUGCCGUACCUCAGUGCAGAGGCAUGAUGCAGAGGAAGCUGACAUUGCUGGUUGGCAUCAGCGCCUUCACGGUCAUCCUGAUACUGAGGUGGCAGCGGGAGAUAACCCUGGUGAACACAGACACACCCUCAGCAGAGACUGCCCUGCAGCCACGGCAACGGGCACCCACGGACACCAUCACCCCCAUCCCAGGCUCCAGACACCUCAUGGUAUCUGCCUUCAAGGACCACAGACAGGGCAGAGUCAUCCGGGUCAUCAGCAUCAUCUGCAGGCAGGAGCUGCAGCCGCUCUACUGCGUCCUGUGUGCCAAUGAUGAUGCUAAUGCUAACGCUGAUUAUAAUGCUAUCACUGAUGCUAAGGCUCUGAGUCGAUGCACAACUUCACCGGCAGAAGUUGACGUGCACAGUGACAACUUUGGCUUUCCUUUUGUCACUUCAGAUGUGUUUUGCACAAGUGAAUCAUUAAAGCAAGCCACACAUGUUAGCAUAACGACUAAUCAAACCGUCAUCCACAAUUUGACAUUUUUACUAAUCCAAAACCAGAAGGUAAAAGAAUCAUUUAGGUAUAACUUCACCAUAUGCAUAUCCAACCUGUUUGGGGAGUACAAUAAUGCCCUCCAGUUUGCACAGACCAUGGAGGUGUACAAGCUGAUUGGGGUUCAGAGGGUUGUCAUCUACAACACCAGCAGUGGCCCAGAUGUUGAGAAAGUCCUCAGGUAUUACAGUAGAGAGGGUAUGCUGGAAGUUGUGCCUUGGCCAAUAGACAAGUUCCUAACGCCCUCUACUGGGUGGAGGUAUGACUUGCACCACGGUGACAUUCAUUAUUACGGACAGCUGACCACUCUGAACGAAUGCAUAUACAGAUAUAUGUACCAGUCAAAGUACCUCCUGCUGAAUGACUUUGAUGAGAUCAUUAUGCCUUACAAACAUGCCAGCCUGGAGAAGCUAAUGGACACAUUGCAGCAGCAACACCCCAAUGCAGGGGUCUUCAGGAUCGAGAAUCACAUCUUCCCCAAAACGCAGUUUGAAGACACUGGGCGAUUUCGUCUGCCUCAGUGGAGGCGUGUGCCUGGUGUGAACAUUCUGGAGCACAUCUACAGAGAGCCAGACAGGAAGAACGUGUUCAACCCCACCAAGCUGCUGAUUGACCCUCGGAGAGUGGAGCAGACUUCGGUCCACACCACGCUGAAGCAGUUUGGAUCCGAUGUUGCGGUCCCGUUCGAUGUCUGCCGCAUCAUCCAUGUCAGGGUCCCCCUGCAAGGACGCCUCUCCAAAGACCAGUUGCUUGUGGACAAGAAACUCUGGGAGUUUGAGAAGCGUUUGAUUCCCAGCGUUGAUCUUGCAUUGAAUCAAUCAGGUCUGCUGUGAACAAAAAACUGUGCUGUAUCAUUAUCUUCUGGCACAAAGGGAAUGGAAAAUAGUCAUAACCAAUUGUUUACUUUUUAAAAAAAAAACUGCUUUUACAUUUAAAGCAUGUGGCAAUUUGAUCAAUGGAUUUGCAGUAGUAACAACUUAAGUCAUUUAAUGACAGGCCAUCUGGGAGAGAAAGAGUUUAUUCAUGUCAGCAUAUUAUAGCACAAAAUGCAAAACCCUGAAGUUGUUGGAUUUUUUUUUGUAAUGUUAUAAAUUAUAUGUGCUACAAGAACUUUAACCUUACAGUAGGUAUCGUAGCUUAGGCUACGGAGCUUCCUUCAGUAAUAACUGUUCAAUUAUUACAUUAACAUUGACAUAAAUGCUAAGUAGGCUACAUAUAAAAAAUAGGGGUGGUUCAGGAUUUUGGACAUAGGACCUCAUUUCCAAGUAAGCAAGUGUGAUAUUUGGAGACCUUUUACAAC